AUGAAGGUGUCCAUCACGGAGGUCACCAUCGGGGACGGCGACGUGGCGACGAAGGGAAGCACGGUGACGAUGCGGUACCGCGGAACCUUGGACUCCGAUGGGUCCGAGUUUGACGCCGGCAAGAUCGAUUUCACCCUGUACGCAGGCGAAGUCAUCAAGGGGUGGGACAAGGGCAUCGAGGGGAUGAAGGUCGGGGGCAAGCGCGUGCUCGUCAUCCCUCCGAAGCUCGGGUACGGCAAGAGGGGAUCCCCUCCGGAGAUCCCCGGGGACGCCACGCUCGUGUUCGACGUCGAGCUCCUCGCCGUCCGGUGA
Molecule: messenger RNA, 312 nt
Organism: Micromonas commoda
Lineage: Eukaryota; Viridiplantae; Chlorophyta; Mamiellophyceae; Mamiellales; Mamiellaceae
Exons: 1
Coding region: 1-312 (103 amino acids)
Molecular function (GO): peptidyl-prolyl cis-trans isomerase activity
Source: RefSeq, a predicted model, not a curated record